AUGUCUUCCCACAAGCGCAAGCAGCAAGAGCCAUCGACUGCUCCGAACGAGACCGCUGAAGGCAGACAUGUGCGUCGCUGCCUCUCACCAGCGCCACCUCGACCAUCUUCCACGGUCGCAUGUCCCUCGACGCCCGCGGCAGCGUCCGCUCUUCUGUCACAGUCGAGCACCGUGACUGAAGAGGCUCGUGAGAAGGAGCCGCCCAUCGGCGAAAUUGAUGGCGAAUCUAAUGGCGAGCGUGAUGGUACAGGUGAUGGCGACAGUGACGCCGCGAGUGAGGCUACGGCCCGGCCCCCAAGUGAGGCAGCAUCUGAAGACUCGAGUGAGGAGGAAGAGACAGCAAAUGAAGAUAGAGGUGAUGAGGAAGGCGCAGGGUUUGGGGCUCAAGGCCAGACUGGGAGCGAGGCGUAUCAUGGCAGCGCGGAACGUGGCUAUGGCAAGCCCGCCGACGAGUAUCCCGAGGUAUACUACACGCACGACUCCUACAAGCACGUGGACGGCCACUUCCACCAUUCGGACGACGAAGACGAGGACGACGAAGAGGAAGGGGGGUUCGAUGAGCAGCAGUACGAGGAGCCUGAGGGCGAGUCCCAGAAAUAUGAGGAUUUCUGGCAGGGUCAGCAUGAAGAAGAUGGACUGGAGACCGACAAUGCCUCUGAGGACGGCGCCGCAACUGAUAUCUUCAGCACCAACGAGUCGCUCUUGGGAACCAGCGGCAGUCUCAGCACCGGAUCCUCCAAGCUGCAAAGCCGUCUCGCAGCCAUCGAAGCCAUCCGAAAGUUCGUCGAUAGCGACCUCGAGGAUGCACUUGAUGCGGAUUUCCAUCCCAUGGUGAAGACCGCACUCUGGCCCACCGAUUUCGUCGUCCUUCUAUCCCAGAUCCUCUGCUAUUCCACAACGGACGCACUCAACGAUUGGAUGCGCAGUCGAGUCGAUGAGCGCGUGAGAAAGGAUGGAAGAAAGACAGUGCCGAAAGACAAGAAGGUUGCGGGCAAGAAGGAUUUGAAGACAUAUCUCAAGGAGUGUAAGGAGCAGGGCGAGCCGUUCCGGACGAUGGAUGAUUGA
Messenger RNA from Zasmidium cellare ATCC 36951, 1065 nucleotides. RefSeq lists its product as uncharacterized. The transcript is spliced from 3 exons. The coding region runs from base 1 to 1065 and encodes 354 amino acids. The record is from RefSeq and is a predicted model, not a curated record. NCBI's taxonomy places the organism in Eukaryota, Fungi, Ascomycota, Dothideomycetes, Mycosphaerellales, Mycosphaerellaceae.